AUGGAAAAUCACUCCUCGGACAGCAGAGAUCCAGCAGCAUUUCUUUCCAGCAUCAUCGGCGCUCCUGUCACGGUCAAAUUAAACUCAGGCGUGGUAUACAAGGGCGAGCUACAAUCUGUUGACGGCUACAUGAAUAUCGCGCUCGAGAAAUGUGCCGAAUAUGUUAAUGGUCAGCUACGAAGGAAUUACGGUGAUGCUUUUGUGCGAGGAAAUAAUGUUCUCUACAUAUCGGCCUGA
Molecule: messenger RNA, 237 nt
Organism: Lithohypha guttulata
Lineage: Eukaryota; Fungi; Ascomycota; Eurotiomycetes; Chaetothyriales; Trichomeriaceae
Gene: LSM6
Product: U4/U6-U5 snRNP complex subunit lsm6
Exons: 1
Coding region: 1-237 (78 amino acids)
Biological process (GO): mRNA splicing, via spliceosome; maturation of SSU-rRNA
Cellular component (GO): sno(s)RNA-containing ribonucleoprotein complex; P-body; U4/U6 x U5 tri-snRNP complex
Molecular function (GO): RNA binding
Source: RefSeq, a predicted model, not a curated record